AUCUAUCGCCCUUCCUCACUGCCAAUCUGCGUAGUCACGACGUACAUUCUAAGCAGUGAGAAAAAAGCAUUUUAAGCAGUGUAAAAUGGAGGCAAAAAUUGUCAAGAUGAAAAUGGAUUGUGGUCGAGCCCCUGAGUCAAUAUUUGACAAUUCGUUGGUCAUGUCCAACAUCCUCUCGUUCCUCUGCCUCGAAGACUUGCAAAAUGCUCGCCUGGUCUCAAAAUCCUGGUCACAACACGCCAUCCCACCCAUGAGAAAGUUGACCAUUGUUAAAAUAUACUGUAAAUCGAUUCCCUGGUUGGAUUCUUACAUUGAAGCCACACAACGUGCCGACGGAUCCUUUGAACACUACAACUUUGCAAUCUGUCACGACAUGGACUAUCCAACGGCAUCGGCGGAAAACAACUUGAAAAUUUUGAAAUUUUUUCAAACCAUAGAAUCCAACCGCCCCGGUAGGAUACGAUUUUUUCGUGCGAUUCUGGGAAAAACUGAUCUUGAUUUCUUGGCCCGAAUUUUAAUGUGUUUAAAUAAGGUGGAGAGACUGGAAAUCGUUCUUAGCCCGCAGGCGAAGGUUUAUGAAGCACUGGGGACAUUUGAGACGCUUCCAGUAUCGAAAGGAAAUUUAAAAUCUGUAAAAGAAAUUGCCUUUAUUUUUGCCAACAUUCGUAGAAAAGAGGCAGCCGCAAUGUUGGGUCCUUUAUUUGCUGCUGUAUUUCCAAAGAAUGGGGAGCCAUCGGGUGUGAGGAAAGUUGAGAUUUUUGAUAGGUCGAAAAAGUCUGUGAUUGGCGGGACAGUGUUGCAUAAGAUGAAUCAAUGGAGGUUGACUCGAUUGGGAAGUAUCAGACUGACAUAUGCAGGAUCGAGUAUCAUACGACAGAUACAGCUGAUCUCGGCACAGCUGUACGAGCUAAAGUUUGGGAUCGUGUCCUGGUUGGAUUUGCCGCUCGUGCGGGAGCUCAUGGUUCGUAAUGGGGGAACGCUGAGAAUUCUGGAGGUGGAGGUCAGUACGGGGUCGUUUCUCACGAGGAAUUCGAGGUGCACGGGAAAGUCGGACUUUGUCAUGCCGGUGAUGCCGAAUUUGUCCAAGUUUACGUACGCAGUGGGGAAAUUGCCAUUAAACGUCAUGAUUGGCUCUGGAUGGUGUGGAACAGGGAUGUUGAAGCACUACAAUUCUUUAGCGACGAUGGAAAGUUUGUCGUUUCUGGAUUACAUGAACUUUAUACAAAUUCUUUGCGGUGGGAAAUCUGCCUUCGCGAAAACCUUCCCUCGUCUGGUCAACUUGGAGCUGAAACUUUGCGGAGGCUACAACAGAUUCCACGACAUUUUCUUUUCUGCUGUUCCAAAAGAUGUCGAAAUCCCCCAAAUUCAAGACUUCCUGCUCGAAUUGCCCAAUUGGGGCACACCCAAAGAAUGUGGUCGACUGGUGGAACGUACUUCUAAAAUAUUUCCCACUGUUAAACAUCCACGAUUUGAGGGGAUGGAUGAGGAUGAAGACUAAACUCGACACGUUCUUAAGUGAACGGAUUUUUAAAUUACGAAAAUAUGUAUGUUAGAUAUUUUACAAUAUUUAUUUUAAAUUAAAAUUUUCAAACGAAAACAUGUCA
Folsomia candida is the source of this 1604-nucleotide messenger RNA. RefSeq lists its product as uncharacterized. Gene Ontology annotation, molecular function: protein binding. Bases 86 to 1498 code for a protein of 470 amino acids. The record is from RefSeq and is a predicted model, not a curated record. The transcript is spliced from 4 exons. Lineage: Eukaryota; Metazoa; Arthropoda; Collembola; Entomobryomorpha; Isotomidae.